Drosophila subpulchrella is the source of this 1524-nucleotide messenger RNA. Its product is annotated as putative serine protease K12H4.7. The record is from RefSeq and is a predicted model, not a curated record. The transcript is spliced from 7 exons. Gene Ontology annotation, biological process: proteolysis. The coding region runs from base 40 to 1455 and encodes 471 amino acids. Gene Ontology annotation, molecular function: dipeptidyl-peptidase activity; serine-type exopeptidase activity. NCBI's taxonomy places the organism in Eukaryota, Metazoa, Arthropoda, Insecta, Diptera, Drosophilidae.
UAGGUUGAUCAGUCUUAUUCCAACACUCGACGAUUGACGAUGAAGUUUUGGCUAGGAAUUGCAGUGGCACUUUUGGCCUUAAGCCAAACUCGUGGAAGUGCAGUCGAAAGGAUCUUCAAAAGGCUUCAUGAAGAACCACCAAUCCAAACUACUCAGAACCGGGCGGAUGAAGUGCAAACACUUUGGAUCGAACAGAAAUUGGAUCACUUCAAUGAGUCAGAGACACGCACAUGGCAAAUGCGUUACAUGCUCAACGAUGCUCUUUAUAAGUCUGGAGCCCCUCUGUUUAUUUAUCUUGGAGGAGAAUGGGAGAUCUCCCCUGGCAGAAUAACUGCUGGCCAUACUUACGACAUGGCCGUGGAACACAAUGCUCUUUUGGCCUAUACUGAGCACCGCUACUAUGGACAAAGCAGGCCCCUGCCUGAUCUUUCUAUUGAAAACAUUAAAUAUCUGACUGUGAACCAGUCCUUGGCUGAUUUGGCUCAUUUCAUCAUUACCAUCAAGGAAAACUAUGAGGGUCUGUCUAACUCCAAGGUCGUUGUUGUGGGUGGUUCUUACUCCGCCACAAUGGCCACUUGGUUCAUGAGACUCUACCCCGAUCUUGUGGAUGGAGGUUGGGCUUCAAGCGCUCCGCUUUUUGCCAAGGUCAACUUUGUAGAAUACAAAGAAAUCACUGGUCAAUCCAUCGUACAGAUGGGUGGCGCUGACUGCUACAAGCGAAUUGAGAACGGCAUUGCCGAGAUGGAGACCAUGAUAGCCACCAAACGAGGGGCCGAGCUCAAGGCCCUCCUUAGGCUCUGCGAACCCUUCGAUGUCUAUAACGACCUGGAUGUGUGGACUCUGUUCGCCUAUAUUUCCGAUACGUUUGCGGGCAUAGUGCAGUCUCAUAGUGCUGGUCAAAUCGAGGGUGCUUGCCAAAAAAUAAUGUCUGGAUCGGAUGACCUUAGUGGUGUUGCUGGCUUCUUGUUGGCUACAUAUGGAAAUGCCAGGUGCUAUGAUUUUCGUUAUGACUUUAUAACUGGACUGACGUUGGACACUAGUUUCAAUGGCAAUAUCAUGCGUCAGUGGACAUUCCAGACCUGUAAUGAGUUUGGUUGGUAUCAGACCUCCGGCUCAAGUGCCCAGCCCUUUGGCACAAAGUUCCCUUUAACAUACUACACCACCAUGUGCGUUGAUUUAUUUGGCCCUCAGUAUGGCAACGAGUUCACUACCAACCAAGUCAGUACCACCAAUCAGUACUUUGAUGGAUUGAAUCCUGGUGUGAAAAAUAUCUAUUUCACCCAUGGUCAAUUGGAUCCCUGGAGGGCAAUGGGAAUUCAGGACUCGGAUCAGGCCACAGUCAUUCCAGAACAUGCCCACUGCAGGGACUUCGAAUCAAUUAGCUCCAGUGACACAGCUGAGUUGAAAGCCUCCAAGGAACGCAUUGCCGAACUGGUCCGCGAAUGGGUUAAAUAAUAGAAGUCAACGCCACAGUACAUUAAAAAAUGUAAAUCUAAAACUAAGUGGAAUAAACGUUUAAACAGA